AUGAUACCAGCUCGUCGCCAACAAGCCCAACCUGGCCAAUGGCAGUCAAACUGGCCAAGCCCGCAGAAUAAUCCGAGCAGCCAAGAUGUUACGGAGAAAUCGGCAAGCUCAGCAGUUACGACAGGCGAAUCACAACCUGAGCCAGAAUCUUCACAAGAAUCCUCACAAGAACAGGAUCGUGACACGCUGAGUGAUAAGGGCAAGUCAGCACUUGCGCCGACGCUGACGAUAUUCAUCGUGAUCGCGCUUGUCGCAGUGGCACUUCUGUACUGGACACGCAGGAGAAAGAGAUUCGUGAAAGACGAGCAGAAGAAGCUCGAGGUGGAGACAGUCAGCUCAACAGACAAGGAUUACAAGGGUGACAUGUUUGAUAGGAUAGAGAGUCCACCGCCAAUAUAUACCAGAAGUAGCAGUUUAUCCGUACCGACGAGAAAGGACUUUAUUAACGGAAAUCGCGACAACGACGAGAACCGUGAAUUUUCUGACUACUCACUCACGGCGCCGACAGUGAGAUUUGGUGGCUCUCAAAUACCAUCUAGAAGUUCAUCUGUGACGAGUAUGCCCGCAUCAAAUAGCCGUGCCAAUUCAUACGCGGGCACAGGCAGCAAUCGAUCAAGUGUGGCUAAUCCAAAUAUGGUACUCCCACCAAAGACGUAUACGCCAUUUGAAGAAACAAUGAGAAAUUAA
Molecule: messenger RNA, 687 nt
Organism: Wallemia ichthyophaga EXF-994
Lineage: Eukaryota; Fungi; Basidiomycota; Wallemiomycetes; Wallemiales; Wallemiaceae
Exons: 2
Coding region: 1-687 (228 amino acids)
Source: RefSeq, a predicted model, not a curated record